Messenger RNA from Candidula unifasciata, 327 nucleotides. NCBI's taxonomy places the organism in Eukaryota, Metazoa, Mollusca, Gastropoda, Stylommatophora, Geomitridae. The record is from the annotation of a GenBank genome assembly.
AUGAACACGCUUCAAGCAUCCAUCUUUGCUGCUCUCAUCUCGCUCCUGCUGGUGACACCAUCUUCUACAGCAGCCGUGUCAGAAUCUGCCAGUUCCCGGACAAAACGCCAGUCGGCAGACGUGAGGACGGCAGAGUACCUAGCCUGGAUCGCGCUGGGAGGCAAGGUUCCAUCCCAGGGCUGUGAGUUGGUGGCCUGUGGAGUUGUCGACGUUCAUGCCAGUGGGAAGAAGAAAAGGGAUCCUCAAUAUGCGCCAAUCUCAGACGAAGAAAGAUACAGCCUCUUGAAGUCACUGAUCCAGCGAGCAGCGGAAAACACCUUGUCAUAG